GUUAGAAUAGAAUGAUGUCCAUGAUUCGAAUGUCGAAAGACAUAUUACGGAUGUCUUUUUUAUGUCCAAUUGCACGUUGUCACAUAAUAAACGAUUUAUGGAUAUUCAUAUGGACGUCCUUUUCAUGUCUGUAUCGAUAGAUAUCAAUAAUGGAACUCAUUUGCAUAUCCAACGGAUAUCCUAUGUUUACUGGUGGAAAAGUCGGUAAAAGACAUGGACAGAUUUUGCUUUUCGCUUUUCUUAUAUUUUUUGCUUCCGCAACUAGAGUGGACAUGUCUAUUAGUAUUGUAGCCAUGACUGAUGACAGAGCAAGUGCCAAUGAGGAUAUAACGACCUUCAAUUGGACAGACAAAGGCCUAGUUCUAUCUUCUUUUCUGUGGGGUUACAUGAUACCACAAACUGGAGCCGGCUGGUUGGCCAACAGAUACGGUCCCAAAUGGUUUCUUGUGGCUGGGAUGACCACUUGCUCCUUAUUAGGACUCCUUCUCCCAACUCUGGCAGUAACUUUCGGAUCCUACGGUGUAAUGGUUUGCAGAUUUUUUCAAGGUAUUUGCCAGAGCUGUGUAUAUCCAUCGGUUCAGACGUUAUUGGGGAAAUGGGUACCAAAGAACGAGAGGAGCAGGUUAGGCAGUUUCGUUCAUGCAGGUGGACCUGUUGGUAUGCUGACAGGUACCUUGCUCAGUGGUUACAUAGCAUCAAGUUAUUAUGGAUGGCCCAUGGUUUUCUACGUAUUUUAUUCAACGUUGUUGUCGUGGUGUAUCCUUUUCGCUUGGGUUGGCACCAAUUCUCCAAAAGAUCAUUCGACGAUAUCUCGGGCAGAGAGAUUAUAUAUAGAAAUCACUCUCAAUCAGGAAAAACAUACUGAG
Molecule: messenger RNA, 866 nt
Organism: Leptinotarsa decemlineata (Colorado potato beetle)
Lineage: Eukaryota; Metazoa; Arthropoda; Insecta; Coleoptera; Chrysomelidae
Product: putative inorganic phosphate cotransporter
Biological process (GO): transmembrane transport; monoatomic anion transport
Cellular component (GO): membrane
Molecular function (GO): transmembrane transporter activity
Source: RefSeq, a predicted model, not a curated record